AUGGCCACCAGUCUCGGGGUGUUUAUCGGGCUGAACCGCCAGACCCAGGUGUUUGCGUACGGCCAGGGGACGCUUGCCUACGCCGCGGGCACCACCGUGGCUCUCUGGGAUCCGCUAUCGUCGCAGGGAGUCACCACGACCUUGAAGCGCCACACCGCCCCUGUCACCGCCGUCGCCUUUAUCGGCAACACCAUGGUGUCGGCGGGCGAAGACAACCAAGUGGUGCUUUGGCAAGACCACAAAGUGGCCAAAAUUGUUGACAUCCACCGCAAAUCGGUGACGGUGCUCGCGGUGGCCGAAGACCACCUGUUUUUCAUCCUGGGGGCCACCGACAAGCAAAUGGCAGUGAUCUCUCCACAAGGCGACGUGCUCCAGGUGAUUGAGCUUCCGUUUUACCCGUUGGCCAUCGCCAUCACCAAAGUCUCCGCCGAUAACUACGUCAUUGCUGUCGGCGGCACUAAGCACAACAUCUACAUCUAUGGGGGCGCCGUGGGUUCAUUCGCCCAAUUGCAGCAGUUACCAGGACACGAAGACUGGGUCAAGUGUCUCAGUUUCCGCUCCAGUGGCCCUGAAGAAUGGGUAUUGGCACUGGGGUCCCAGGACCGUUACAUCCGGUUGUGGCGCCUCCAGGUGGGCAACGCCGUCGCUGCUGAUGACGACUCCCAGUUGGUGCUUUUGCUGAAUAAGCAACACAAGUUCACCCUUGGUUCUGGCCUCGACGCCGCGUUUACCUUUGACGCCCUCUUAGUGGGACACGACGACUGGAUCUCGGGGUUGCAGUGGCACCCGACGCGUCCCGAGCUUUUAUCGGCUUCGGCUGAUACUGCGCUCAUGGUGUGGGCGCUGGACGCCGAGCUGGGCAUCUGGGUGCCGCGCCACCGUAUGGGCGAACUUUCGAUUAAAGGAGCCCUGACGGCGACGGGGCUGUCAGGGGGUUUUUGGGGAUGUCUUUGGCUUAAUGACGCUCAAGGAGAACGAGUAUUGACCAGUGGUAAGACGGGGUCGCUCCGCAUGUACCAAAUGUUGGGGGACUCCGAUACGUUUGUGCCGGCGCCGGGAGUAUCGGGAGCCAUUCGCGAAGUCACCAGCGUCAAGUGGUCUCCUCAGGGCGACUUUGUUUACGCCACUUCUUUAGACCAAACCACCCGGUUAUACGCCUCCAGUAACGGGCGCUACCGUGAGUUUGGCCGCCCGCAAAUCCACGGCUACGACAUGGUCUGCCUCGAUAACUUACUGGCCGACGGCGCCACUUUCGUCAGUGGUGGCGACGAAAAAGUGCUCCGGGUGUUCAAAAUGACCCUGCUGAUGGCGAAAAUGCUCCACAACCAGUGCGGUAUUGACGGACUUAGCGCCGACUUACCCACCACUGCCGCGGUCCCCGUGCUUGGUUUAUCUAAUAAAGCCGAGACCAAAGCUCCCUCCGCUGAAGCUGAAGCUGAUGACACCAAUGAAACCCAGGAAGACGUGUUGGCAACACUCGAACACCCGCCGCUCGAAGAUAUCCUUCAAAAGUAUACGUUAUUUCCCGAGCUUGAAAAGCUUUACGGGCAUGGGUACGAGAUCUCGUGCGUUGCCGUCCACCCCAGCUACCUGCUCAUUGCCAGCGCCUGUAAGAGCAACCUGCUCAAACAUGCCGCCAUCCGGUUGUUCCUGGGCGCCCCUGACUACCAGUUGGUGCCCACUCCGCUUAGUGGCCAUACGUUAACGGUGACGUCGUUGGCCUGGAACCCACUGGGCACCCACUUGCUUGCAACGCUGAGAGACCGGCUGUUCUCGCUUUGGAAGCUCAUCGACGCUGCCACCGCCCAGUUUGAGCUUGUGCUCCACAACCAAAAAGCUCACACCAGAAUUAUCUGGGAUGGCGCCUGGAUCGACGACACCCGUUUCCUCACCUGUCUGAGAGAUAAGCUGGUGAAAAUGUGGUCGGUAAACCUGCCGGAGACUGCGGUUUCAUCGCAGUCAUUCGCUGCCCCCGUCACUGCUAUCGACACCUGGCAACUGACCCAUUUCGUCGCUGGGCUCGAACUGGGGGACAUCAGUGUCGGUACUGUUAACGACAGCGCUCUCCAGGUGACCACCGAGAUCGCCGAUAGUGAUACCCCCGCGGGGAGAGUGAACCUGGUGGCGUUUGCCCCGACGCCGGCGGCAAUGGUGGUGGCUGCCGGCAGUGCCGACCAUUCGGUUCGUGUGUGGCGCCUCUGA
This is a messenger RNA of Diutina rugosa, 2202 nucleotides long. Its product is annotated as Elongator subunit. Lineage: Eukaryota; Fungi; Ascomycota; Pichiomycetes; Serinales; Debaryomycetaceae. The transcript has a single exon. Bases 1 to 2202 code for a protein of 733 amino acids. Gene Ontology annotation, cellular component: elongator holoenzyme complex. Gene Ontology annotation, biological process: tRNA wobble uridine modification. The record is from RefSeq and is a predicted model, not a curated record. Gene Ontology annotation, molecular function: protein binding.